This is a messenger RNA of Schistosoma spindalis, 3283 nucleotides long. The record is from the annotation of a GenBank genome assembly. Lineage: Eukaryota; Metazoa; Platyhelminthes; Trematoda; Strigeidida; Schistosomatidae.
GCCACCUCUUUGAAUGUAUCGUUCCGUUUGUAGUUAAGAUGUUGGACUUUUUCGUGAUCAUUACAAAAGGCGGGAUUCGUUUAUGGUGUUUCCCCGGAUCAAUAGAUAUGUUCAGGUUAUCAAUAAAUACAUUCCUCAAAUCCCUCAUAUUAGAGGUUAGUUUUGUGUGAUUUAAAGAAUCAUGUUCUAUAGGAGAAUGCUGGUCGCUCGCCUUUUGUUUGCGACUCUAGGGCUAUGAAAUUUUAUAUGGAUAAUGAAUUCAAUCUGUUAUUUGUUGUAAGUUGUGUUGACAAAGUGACUCUUUCAGGCCGCAUAUCAAAAUGUUCUUCAAUUAAACUAUGUGGAUAAGUUUUUGACAGACAUAGCUCUGGAAUUUAGGGAUAAGUACAAGAACAAACUAGUUAACCAUGACAUAAUUGGAUCUUACGAAGAAUUUUUGCCUAUUUAUCAAGCUACUCUGAAGCGUACUGAAGACGAGUUUCGGGACCUUCGUAAAAGUGCCAAGUAAACUCAGUUUUUGAUUCAUAUAGCUUUGUAGACAGAUGCGGAAGUUUGAGGAUUCUGAUAAGUCAAAAAAGACUGUCGCCUCUAUGAUUGUCCGAAAGGGUAAGAAUUCCGAGUGUGAUGUGAAAGAAAUUCCUGUCGCCCAAAAGCAAAGUCUUGUUUCUGAACCCAAAGUGGAAGAAACUCCAGUAAAUGGCAUCGACACUUUUGAACAAAAUAGACUUCGACUGGCUGCUAAGUUUAAGGGAUCAAAAAAAAGUAAAGAAUCAAAAAGCCCUUCAUUGUCACCUAUGCAAAAACCUAAUGGUAAAAAAAUCAAAGAAAGCCGUCGGUGGGAUAAUUCAGCAACUGGUGAGGAGGCAGCAGCUUUGGAUUUUAGUAUUAUGAAUCAUACAGAGUCAACAGGAAACCAAAAAGCUGAUUAUAACUUUUCUGCCACGGAAAUAGAAACGCUAUCUCGUCUCCGUGGGACAAUGAAAGAUGAUUUAGAUGAAGUUGAUGUCUCUUCAGGUGAUGAAGACCUAGAUGAUCUAGAGCUUAAAGAGAAUGAAUCAGUUGAACAGAAUGGUUUACCAACCGACUCUCAAUUUCAAAAGAGUUCACCUGAUAAUAAACAAACAAAGUCAGGUUAUCUCAAUGGUGGCUUUGCCUCAAGUUUAUUGCGUGGUUUACGCAUUACUGGUGGUUCUGGGCGUGUUUUAACUCGAGAAGAUAUUACACCUUGUCUUGAACAACUUAGAGAACGUCUUGUUGGUAAAAAUGUUGCUAUGUCAAUCGCUGAUAGAGUUUGUUCGAACGUUGCUGAUCGUCUUGUUGGCACAUCACUUGGAACAUUUGAAAGAAUUUACCCUCGUGUCCGAGCUAGUUUGGAAGAAGUUUGUUCUCGAAUUUUAGUUUCUGGUCGCCGCGUAGAUGUUCUUCGUGAUGCACUGGAUGCGCGUACUCAAGGAAGACCAUACAGUAUUGUUUUCUGUGGUGUUAAUGGUGUUGGAAAAUCGACAAAUCUGGCAAAGAUCGCUUUUUGGCUUAUCGAGAAGAAUUUCCGUGUCCUUAUAGCUGCCUGUGAUACUUUUCGAUCUGGUGCUGUUGAACAGCUGCGUACACAUGUACGUAAAUUAAAUUACAUUCAUCCAGCUGAUCAGCAUGGUGGUCAAACUAUGGUUGAGCUGUAUGAGCAAGGAUAUGGUCGUGAUGCAGCCUCAAUAGCUCGUUCUGCAAUUAACUAUGCCCGUGAUCGACACUUUGAUGUUGUACUUGUGGACACAGCUGGGCGUAUGCAAGACAAUGAGCCAUUAAUGCGUGCUUUAGCUUCGCUGAUUCAAACCAACCAACCGGAUCUUGUGUUGUUCGUUGGUGAAGCGUUGGUUGGUAAUGAAGCAGUUGAUCAAUUAGUUAAAUUCAAUCAAUCACUUGCAGAUCAUAGCUAUUCUGAUCGCCCUAGGUGCAUUGAUGGCAUUGUAUUGACUAAAUUCGACACAAUUGAUGAUAAGGUUGGAGCUGCUAUUUCUAUGGCAUGUAUUUCAAAUCAACCUAUUGUAUUUGUUGGUACAGGUCAAACUUAUUCUGAUCUUCGUCAAUUAUCAGUAAAUGCUGUUGUUAAAGCUUUAAUGAAAUAAAUUACUUUCAUAUACUUUAACCAAUAUUUGUCAAUGGUAAUUGUCAGCAAUAUCAUUGUGUGUGUAUGUUAUUUGAUUGAUUUUGUUUGUUUGUUUGUUUUUCUUCUUUUUUCUGAUCCCAUAUUUUAUGAUUUCAUGUCUUGAAUGAUUUUUUUCCUUUCUUUUUUUCUCUUGAAUUCCCCCCCACACACAUUCAUGGAUUACUUUCAAAAGAGAGAAUACACUGGACAAAAUGUUCUUUUCGCCCGCUUCAUUUUUCUUCAUAACCAUUAUUUAGUAAAUGAAAUUACAAUGUUUAGCCUAUCUUUUAUUCAAUGUCAUAUUACUAAUAAAGAUGAAUAAGUAGUAUUAACGGUUUUAUUUCUAAUUUUCUUUACCAUUCUAUUGUUGUGUGUAUAUGAGCUGAGCGAGAAAGGGGGAGAGAAGGAAGAUACAUAUUAUUGUUCAUUGUGUAUGUUCCCUUUAUUAUUUCCUAUUUUCUAUUUAUGUAUUGUAUGAUUCUGUUGUUAUUUUUUUCCAUUAAUGUUUAUGUGAUAUAUACAAAUAUAUACAUUCUGUUCAUUGGUGUCCCUGUAUGAAUGUAUUUUUAUAGAUUAAAUAUACAAACCUUGAAAGUUCUUUUCUUUUUUCUUCUAUGGUGAAUAGUACUUGUAUCAUAUUAAUUUUAUGUACUAACUUCAUGUUAUUCAACUUAAAUUGUUCUAUUCAUUCCUCUAUAUCUUCUUGAAAUUUAUCUUUUCUGUCAUAAACAUAAAAUAAAAGAGCCGAUUAAGAUUCGUUUUUUCUUGAUCCCAUAGUUAACCAUAGGUGUUUGAUUUAUGGGUAUUUAGUUAGUACUUUGAUGUGUUUUGACUUAGUUACAUGUUUAAAUCUGUUUUAUAUCUAUGUAAGUUGUAAUUGUUGAGUUAUAUCAUUUGUAAUCAUAAAUACACAAGUAAAUAAUAUCUGAUUAAAUGUGAUUGUAGUCGGAUACAAAGAUUCCAAUAUAAAUAGUUGCUACCAUGUAAUGAUAGCUAUACUUGCACUAUGUUUUACAUUACCACUUAAUGAAAAGUAAUGCAGUUUCAAUCGAAUCAUAUGAUGAAACAAUUUCUCAGUUUGAAUAUGUUGCCAACAGCACAAUUUUAUUUCUAAUAGAUAACCUAUCUAUAAGUUGAAACUUC